ACCUAUAAGGUUGCAGCAUGCACACAUGCAGGCUCAUUGGCUGCAGGCAGGUUGACACAGAUCCGCCGCCUCUUGCAGCUGGAGCCCGCAGAGCCAGCAGGUGGUACUCUACUGCCGGCUGUUGCAUGUGAUCCGCCGGCUGGAUGAGGAGCUGAAGCCCGGAGAGAGGGGGAACGGAGAGGUCCGAGCAGUAGCGGGUUAGAAGACAACUCGGAAACAACUCGCUUCAUUUUCCUCUCGUGGCCGGACAAAGAUGGACUCGGAGCGGCCCGCGGUCACUUCAGUCAUCGGGGUCAGCGGCGGUGCCUCCUCCGGGCUCUGAGCGUCGGGGCUCCGCAGAGCUGAGCGGUCGGUGCUCGGCGCAGGACAGAAGCUGAGAGUCUGCGGGGCUGCAGCAGGAGCUGAAAGGAGCGCCUUGCAGUGAAACCUUCUCUACCCUCCCCUGGAGAAUAAAGCAGAAAUCAGGCAUCUGGAAGCUCAGAGUGAAGGAAAGAGGAGACGGACUGGGGCAGCAGCGCGGAAAUAUUGUUAGAUAACAGACUCAACAAGGUUUCACACCGACAUGGGAAGAGAAGUCUCAGUGACCUUCUAAGAUGUUUCCUCACCACAGAGAAAGGGAGCAGCCGAUCUUCAGCGCCCGGGCUCAUGUUUUCCAGAUCGACCCCAACACCAAGAGGAACUGGAUACCUGCCAGUAAACAUGCCGUCACAGUGUCCUUCUUCUACGACGCCAAUCGCAACGUCUAUCGCAUCAUUAGCGUGGGUGGGACCAAGGCGAUUAUCAACUGCACCGUUACACCCAGCAUGACGUUUACCAAGACGUCCCAGAAGUUUGGGCAGUGGGCUGACAGCAGGGCCAACACCGUCUACGGACUGGGUUUUGCCACGGAGCAGCAGCUGCAUCAGUUUGCAGAGAAGUUUAAGGAGGUGAAAGAUGCGGCUCGUCUGGCACGAGAAAAGUCACAGGACAAAGAACUGGCCAACACUGCGCUCACCAUCGCCGCUCCUCAGGACCUCUCGGAUGAACUCCAGUCUCCACCAGUGAUGUGUGUGAAUGGACCGGAGGACAAACUGUUCCGCAGCCAGAGCGCCGACAUCACCUUGUCUUCUGAGAAGGAGCGCAUUAAGAAGAUGCUUUCUGAAGGGUCGAUUUGUGAGAUGAACCUGGAAGCUGAACUCUUCACUCUGCAGGACAGCAACUCCAAGUUGGUGGCAGCUUUGCAUGAGGCUAAUGCUAACGUAGAGCAGUGGAAGAAACAGCUGGCGGCAUAUCAGGAGGAGACUGAAAGACUCAGAGAGCAGGUGGUUGAACUGGAGGCCCACGGAGGCCAUGGGCCCAGUGACCUGCUGAAGGAUGAGCUGACUCAGUCCCUGGAGGAGCUGGAGGCCCUGCUGAAGGCCAAAGAUGAGGAAAUCCACAUUUUGCAAAGUAAGAAAGCAGAAUACCACGAAAUGGAGCACGACAGGGACGAGGCCAUGCACAGACUACGGGAGAUGGAGAUGCGAAAUUCAGAUUUGGAGCGUCGCAUCCAGAACACGGAGCAGAAUCUGAGUAACUCUCUGGAGGAGCGGGAUCGCAUGGAUUCUGAGAUCCAGAGGGCCAUAGAGAUUCUGGACAUCAAGAUCUUUGACCUUAAUGACCUCCGCCAGAGCCUUGUUAAACUUAUUGACAAAUAAGAAAGGAGAAGAAAAAGGCAACCCCUGAGAGGAACGGAGCAGAAGACCACGGCCACGGCGGCGAGCAGCGAACAGAACAAGAUGGAGCUGGUCCCUGUCGUCCUCAAGCACAAGAACCACGACGGCCGCAGGAAGGUGACUCCAUGUCUGUGUUGCAGCCGUGACUGUGUACGACAGCAUCCUGUAGGUGCAGCAGCAUAAACAUGGCAGCGCUUGUCCAAUCUAAUGUAACGCUUCGUGUUGCUUUCAAGGGUAACGUUCAAUGCAAUAAACCAACUUUAAGGUAAGUGCUUAACAAUGCUAGACAUUCAAUAAUAAGAACUGGUGCUUGUGUUUUUUUCUUUCUUAAGUAUGACUUUUGUACACAAAACGGCAAUGCAGUGUGAACGAUAAGAGGCCUUGUUUUUUCAUCUUUACAAGAAAAUGCGUACUUAGGAAAAGGAACGGUGUCGAUGUGAAUAUGAAAAAAAUGCACAAGAUGAAAUUACUUGUAAAGAUUUUGCCUAUUUAGGAGCCUGCAUACAACAUAAUUAUCACAGAAUUAACACAAGUUUAAUUUGUGCAGAGAUAAACUUAAGGUCUUGUAGUUACUGAUUCAUAAUGUAGCAGCUAUAAUGUUGUGUAAUGUGAAGGGGCAGAUUUUAGCUGCAGUUUUGCAACAGAAACCGUAAACUAACAGCAUAAUUCAAGAACAUGUGAACAUAAACAGUAGGUCUGAAUACUGACACCAAAGAUCAAGUGUUGAGAGUAGAGUGAAUAAGAAGGUCUUUCAGUCGCUUGUCUAUUCUUGCAUCUUCAUCUAGGCUGGUAAGAAGUCUUUAAUUCUAAGUUACAGUAAUUCUUAGGCACACGUUGAUAGACAGGGUAUAUUAAGCAAUCAAAAUUAGAAUAAAUAAGGGUUUUCCUAAUGAUAUAAACCAUUAUGCUAUAGUUAUGAAGUUACCAUAGGAAAAUAAAAUGCAUCAUUUAGUCUUACAGGUUAUUUAAGGAUUGACUCAGUCUGAAAAAUAAUCUCUUAACAAACUGCUAACUUAUUAAUAAUAGGUCCACAUCUUGAUAAACUCGUCGCUCUGAUUGGUGUGAUGCAUUCGAGGAAAUUUAAGAGACAUUUUCUGCCUUCUGUCACGUUCAAGCACAUUACCUUUAGCUGUGGACAAUAUGCCUUGAGUGUGUGGCCGUACUGUUUGAAUAAUGACUUCAUUUAAUCAAUACAGAAUGCCUACUUCACAGAGUCUUUCUAUCAUAGACUGUAUUGUCUAAAACGGUCUGCAGCGCUAUGUUUGUAUGAUUUUAUUCUUCAAGCCUUACUGUUCUGUUUUAAGGAUGGUUGUGGACAGUCAUGACAGCUCAGAGUGUCUGAGCUGUUGUCAUGGUGGUUUGGAAAUAAAAGCAAAGAAUACGGUCACACCAAAGAA
Messenger RNA from Acanthochromis polyacanthus (spiny chromis), 3091 nucleotides. RefSeq names its product homer protein homolog 3-like. Bases 594 to 1676 code for a protein of 360 amino acids. Lineage: Eukaryota; Metazoa; Chordata; Actinopteri; Pomacentridae. Gene Ontology annotation, molecular function: G protein-coupled glutamate receptor binding. The record is from RefSeq and is a predicted model, not a curated record. Gene Ontology annotation, cellular component: dendrite; plasma membrane; postsynaptic density. Gene Ontology annotation, biological process: G protein-coupled glutamate receptor signaling pathway; regulation of store-operated calcium entry. The transcript has 10 exons.